Messenger RNA from Malaya genurostris, 6120 nucleotides. RefSeq names its product collagen alpha-5(IV) chain (gene vkg). The record is from RefSeq and is a predicted model, not a curated record. Gene Ontology annotation, molecular function: extracellular matrix structural constituent. Bases 311 to 5734 code for a protein of 1807 amino acids. Gene Ontology annotation, cellular component: collagen trimer. The transcript is spliced from 8 exons. NCBI's taxonomy places the organism in Eukaryota, Metazoa, Arthropoda, Insecta, Diptera, Culicidae.
UCAGAACAUUCGAUGGUAGGUCGGAUCCCGACGGACGGGCUAUUCUCUGUCUCACGCGGUGUCAUCGUAGUCCGUGUCAGUCCGUGAGCUUGCAUAGGAAAGUACCCUCCGGGUUUGCUCAAAAAUUUCUUCCGGUUUGGUGCAAACUUUCACGACAGGAUUAAUUAAACUCCGCGGACAGCAGCGCAAAAUAAAACCACUCGAAAAAUUGAAACCUUCAUCGCAAUGCAUGAAUAAAUAUCGAACCCGAAAUACUUCAGUGCAACCGUGAAAGUGGCCGAAUAAUUUGAAUCCGUUUUUCGGCUGGAAAAUGGAGGAAUCCGCAGGCUGCAAUCAAGUGGCCUUCGGGGGCAAACAUACGCGAACGAUGUGGCUUAACCGAAGGAUUCAUUUAUCGUUUCUUUUCCACGUGCUAGUGAUAGUGUUUGAAGUUCUCGCACUGGCGGAUCUCUCAACGGCGGUGGAAUGCGAUCGGACCCCUUGUGACUGCAAAGGGCUUCAAGGAGCUCCAGGGCAGAAAGGAUUACACGGUAUCCCUGGGCCGAUCGGUUUCCCAGGUGAAAUUGGCUUCGAAGGUCCACCGGGAUACCCUGGCAGUCGUGGUGAUCGUGGCCAAAUUGGAUCUAUGGGUGAAAAAGGCUACAGAGGAGAUAAUGGUGAGGCAGGACCUGUAGGAUAUCCAGGAAUCCCGGGCUAUCCGGGAGAUGAUGGUCCACGAGGCCCACGAGGUAUUGAUGGAUGUAAUGGAACCGAUGGUGCCAUGGGUAUCCCUGGUAUGCCAGGAUGGCCUGGAGAUCGCGGACAACCAGGUCUGCAAGGUCCAGAUGGUUUUCGAGGGGAUUCUGGAGAAGGUGGUAUAAAUUCAAAAGGAACUAAAGGAGCUAUGGGUGAACCAGGACGCCCCGGUGCAAUGGGACCACACGGAUUUAAUGGAAGUCGUGGCCUCCCUGGCUAUGACGGCGUCAAUGGAUUUGAUGGUCUUCCGGGCUCAAAAGGAGAAAUAGGUGAUGAAGGAGAAUCUUCUAUACCUUUCUGCCCAGGAGAGCCUGGUGAACCAGGAGAACCAUAUUACUAUUUCUCUAGCAAAAACUCUACGGUUAGUAAAGGUGUUCAAGGUCCUAAAGGUGAUCGUGGAGAAGAUGGUAUUCCAGGAUUUCAUGGUAGGAAAGGAGAUUCAGGAGCCUACGGCGAACGUGGAUUGAAAGGAUUUAAAGGAGAAGAAGGUAAUGUCGGUGAUAGAGGAAAACAAGGAAAAGAUGGUCCCCCGGGUCCUCCUGGAGAUAAAGGCGAAAAAGGAGCACCGGGUUAUGCAGGCCGUGAUGGAGAACCUGGGGAGAAAGGAGAAUAUGGCGAUGAAGGACGAUCGGGAAUUCCUGGAGUACAAGGUACUCGUGGUCCCCCUGGGGUAUAUGAUCCAACACUUGCACCAAUAAUAAUCGGGCCAGUUGGACCACAAGGCGAUGCUGGGCCACCUGGCAUUCAAGGGCUAGGUGGAAUUCCGGGAAACCCCGGACGUCGUGGGUUGAUGGGCUUCCAAGGACCUCCUGGAGAUUCUGGAUUGGAUGGUCCCCGAGGAAAAAAAGGUUCCACAAUUGCCGGACAACGAGGUGACGAUGGAGAAAGUGGGCCAAGAGGCCCUGUUGGUAUUAGAGGAAUUCAAGGUCCAGGAGGAUUACAUGGCCAAAAAGGAUACCCAGGUAGAGACAUUCAAGGUAUGAAAGGGGAACCCGGUACGCCAGGUUUAAAUGGUGACUUUGGCGAAAAAGGUGAUCAAGGCGAAAUCGGUGAAACUGGCGAUAAAGGUUUUCCGGGUAUUGGUGUUAACAUCACUGGACCAAUGGGACCUGAUGGCAUUCCAGGCCUUCCGGGCCCAGUGGGUGAUGCUGGAUGGAACGCAUAUAGUGGAAUAAAAGGUGACAAAGGUUUUCGUGGUGAAGAUUGUGGAAUUUGCUCUCCUGGUCCUCGAGGAGUCAAGGGUGACGGUGGUGAUAUAGGACGUCCUGGUUGGGAUGGAAUAGAUGGCAAUCGUGGUCUACCCGGUCCGAGAGGAUUGAAAGGGAUACCUGGAAAGCCAGGAAAUCAAGGAAUUCAAGGGUUAAAAGGUAUCCCUGGAGAAAACGGUGAACCGGGCAGACCUGGAGAUAAGGGUCCCAAAGGCUUCAUAAUACGUCGGGGUAGUUUAGUUUCUUACCCUGGUGAUAAAGGAGAUGUUGGUUACCGUGGUUUGCAAGGUGAACAAGGUGAUGAUGGCUAUAUGGGAAGUCCUGGUGAGCAAGGGAGCCUUGGGGAGGCAGGUGACAUCGGUGAUGAUGGAAAUGCUGGAUUUAGAGGUCGGGACGGAGAUCCUGGCAUUCCUGGUAGAGAUGGUGUUCAUGGCCGAGAUGCCGUCCAUAAUUCUUACACCAUUUGGUCGUUAAGAGGAACACCGGGGUUGCCUGGUGAUAACGGUUUUAAGGGAGAGCGAGGAGAUGAAGGAAAUCGUGGAGAGCCAGGAGAUAUUGCCGAUUUCGACUAUAAAAUCAUAGGAGAUCGAGGCCCUCGAGGAGAUUUUGGCGAUGAAGGUCCCGUCGGCCUACCAGGAUAUAAAGGAGAAAUAGGUGAUCUAGGAUUUACAGGUUUAGAUGGAAGGCCAGGCCCUGCCGGAAUUAGUUUGCAAGGCCUAAAGGGUAUCAAAGGCUAUAUGGGAACUACUGGUGACCAUGGGUUGCAAGGAGAAGAAGGUUUUCCUGGAUUACCUGGAGUUAAUGGAUCGAAUGGUUUGAUGGGUCUGAAAGGUCAGCGGGGUGAUCCUGGACGAGCUGUUCUCUAUGGUGAAAUGGGAGAAGAAGGAGAAGCUGGAUAUUUUGGAGAAUUUGGUGACAAAGGAUACAAAGGUCCAGAUGGUUAUCGAGGACAACCUGGUAUUGUUGGUUCUAAAGGAGAAAAAGGAGAUGACGGUAUCAUGGGACGCGUUGGUUUGCCCGGUAACAAAGGUAUGGUAGGAGAUAUAAUUUAUGGAAAUCGAGGAGCACCUGGGGCACCUGGAAGACCGGGUCUAACCGCGCCAUAUGGUGAUAAAGGAGAACGGGGCGAGCCUGGUAUAGAAGGCCCACAAGGCCCAAAAGGCGAAAUUGGUGAUACUGGACGAGAUGGUCUUCCCGGAUUGCCCGGAGAUGAUGGAGAAGCUGGUGAACCUGGUUUACGAGGACUUCGUGGCUACAUGGGUGAGGAAGGAUAUCAAGGAGAACGUGGUGAAUUUGGGGACCAAGGAAACAUGGGUUUGACUGGACGACGAGGCGAAGAUGGAGUAAGAGGUCAACCUGGUGAACCUGGAGAUACUGGAGAUGCAGGAUAUCCAGGAUUAGUGGGGCGUAACGGAACUAAAGGCGAAAUCGGUGAUAUUGGAUUCCAGGGUGCACCGGGUAUGAAAGGAUCCGCUGCUUUCAGUGGCAAUAAAGGUGAAGUAGGGUCGUAUGGGUUGCACGGACCUCCCGGUUUAGCUGGAGCUGUGGGAUUACCUGGUUUGAAAGGUGUUGAAGGUGAUGCUGGGGUUGUGAUCGAUGGCUAUCCCGGUAUGAAAGGUCCUAAGGGAGCUCCAGGCUACAAUGGUCGUUCUGGACGACCUGGAUUCAAAGGCGAACGUGGCGACGAAGGAAAUUUGGGAGCCAAAGGAAUUCAAGGCGAUAAAGGUAAAGAUGGAUAUCCAGGAAUUAAUGGUCGUCAUGGAAAAGGGGGACCACGAGGUUUGACGGGGCUCCGAGGACUCUCUGGUAGCAAAGGUGAGGAUGGAGAAGAAGGUGAAGUUGGUUUUAUAGGAUUUGUCGGAGAAAAGGGAGAAAGAGGUGAAAUAGGUCGUAUAGGUCUACCAGGGCGUCAAGGUCUUUUUGGAGAGAAAGGUUUCCCUGGGUUACCGGGAGAGCAGAUAUAUCGAGCACCACAAAAAGGUGAUAAUGGUGAACAAGGUCUACAAGGUUUUGAAGGUCAACCUGGAUUACAAGGAUUAAAGGGCCGAAUUGGAUAUCCUGGUGAGAAGGGAAAUCCAGGAAUAAGAGGAGAACCAGGAUUUUCAGGACGAAACGGGUUGGAUGGAUUAAAAGGGCAACCUGGAGAACAAGGAUACAAAGGACCGCAUGGUACACUUGUUAGUCGUCCUGAGCCAGGUGAUCAAGGAGAUUCAGGUUAUGACGGAUUUCCUGGUCGACUCGGAAUUAUCGGUAAUAAGGGAGCUCCAGGAGAUUAUGGUGACGACGGCUUAAUUGGACCCCGUGGUAUGAUGGGUGCAGUUAGCGGAGCAUUCAAAGGAAUCAAAGGUGAAAUAGGUUUUGAAGGAGCUCCAGGUUUGGUAGGCUUACCAGGUUUGCCAGGCCCGCAGGGUAUGACGGGAAGUCCGGGUGAAAAGGGCCUUCCCGGAAGCAUUGGUUUUUCGAUUCGUGGAAUCAAAGGAGAAAUUGGGAUGGACGGUUUGAUUGGAUUAGAUGGAAUGCCGGGUCCGCUUGGCUUCCCAGGUGAUGUUGGUCCAGUUGGUCGUCCAGGUAUUAGAGGAUUGCCGGGAUUGAAAGGUGAAUUCGGUGAAGUUGGCGAAGAAGGUUACUAUGGAAGGCUUGGAUUAAAAGGUAUGAAAGGUGAACGAGGUGAUCCAAUACCACUGGACAACUGGACACCAAUCCAACCUGGUGACCGUGGAGUACUUGGUAAUAAGGGAGCUUCUGGAGAUGUAGGCGAUAUGGGUCUUCCUGGAUACGCAGGACUCGUUGGCCUUAAGGGGGAGAAAGGACGACAGGGCUUCACUGGAGAGGAAGGACAAAUGGGUUUCAAGGGAGAAAAGGGUUUCCAAGGAGCUCCAGGACGCGAUGGACUAGACGGUUAUCCCGGCCUGCGUGGUGAAAUCGGUGAUCCAGCACCACCUCCACCCCCAGCCAAGAGUCGAGGCUACGUAUUCGCAAAACACUCUCAAACGGUAUAUGUUCCAGAGUGCCCCCUCAAUACUAUCAAAUUAUGGGAUGGCUACUCUAUGGUGAGCGUUAUCGGUAGUAGUAGAACUGUUGGACAGGACUUAGGAACUGCAGGAUCAUGUUUGAGGAAGUUUAGCACUAUGCCGUAUUUGUUCUGUGACAUUAAUAACGUUUGUAACUAUGCAUCGAACAAUGACGACAGUAUCUGGUUAGCUUCCCCUGAACCUAUGCCUAUGUCUAUGGCACCAAUGAAGGCUCGUGAAAUAGAGAAAUACAUCUCAAGAUGUUCGGUUUGUGAAACGACCACGAGGGUUCUUGCGAUACAUAGCCAAAGCAUGGCUAUUCCUGAUUGCCCUCAAGGCUGGGAAGAAUUGUGGAUUGGCUAUAGUUAUGUGAUGCAUACCACCGACAAUAGUGGAGGAUUCGGCAUGGAUUUGAUUUCACCGGGAUCUUGUUUGGAGGAAUUCCGUGCCCAACCUGUUAUCGAAUGUCACGGACAUGGAACGUGCAAUUUCUAUGAUGGUAUCACUUCAUUCUGGUUGACGGUAAUUGAGGACGGCGAAGAAUUCAAUCAGCCCAAGCAACAAACGUUAAAAGCAGACCAGACUAGUAAAAUAAGCAGGUGUAUAGUCUGUCGUCGUAAAGCAGGUUUCCUGAGAGUGCUUUCGGAUGGCGCGAUUAGUGCCUCUGCGCUGCGACGUCCAAAUAUCGCAACUGUCCAAAAACCAUAUUAUCCGCCGCCACCUCAACAACCACCACGACGACGAGUUCGACCUCAAGGUCGACCCCGAAACCGUUAUUAAGAGAUCCGUGAUUUGAAAUUUGUUAGACGCCAUAAAAGUUUUCGAAGUCGAAUUUAGUUAUGUUAAAUGUGCCAUUUAAGUCUUUGCAAAACUUUAACUAACGAACUGCCGAAACAUUUUUGGAUUUCAUUAACAAACAGCCGAAAACUUGAAAAGCUGUUGCCGAAUAUGUCAAUAAAAAGUUAGUUUCUAAGAAAAUGCAAUACCAAAACAGAGGGAAAGUUUACGUUUUUUAUAAAAUACUAUAAAAAGUUAACUUCUAAAUAGCCAUAGGUUCCAUGUAAAUUAUAUUAUGUAACUGCCGUAGGUAUUCAAUUUUCGCAAACUCUAGUAAGUCGCAUGUGUUUGAAUGUUAAUGUGAGAAAUGAAUAUAAAUUUUACAUUGA